CUAUCACAGCGACUGCUGUCCUAGCAAUGCACGGUAUUUGUUCACCGAGGCCUCCACUGGCAACUUCUCUACCAUCCAACUACAUAAUAAACAGAUACUGUAUAACUAUGAAGACCAAAAUCCUCCCAUCUAUAUAAGUGAUGAAGGGAAAUACACAAGAGAAAAGAGACACAGAAGUGAAUGUAUCUCCCACGGGCUCAGCACACGAGAAAUAAAGAGAGAAGGAAAAGGAGCAAAACAGUAAGGUGGUGAAACAAACAGGCCACCCCUAAAACCAAAAAUACAUUUCAUUCAGUUAAGCACUACAUGCUGUAACCCAAUAUAUGUCUAGUAAUACACACCUUUUUACUAGGAGGCCGUUGAAGUGAAUGUGUGAUAUCAGCUACCUGUGUGAAGAACCUCUUCACAACAGUGAUGAGUUAUUCCAAAUUUCCAAUGGCAAGUUGACAACAUAUAGUUUGAAUAAAAUAACAAAAUGUUAGAGCUAGAUUGACUUAGAACAGGGCAAUUAGCUUCUCUCAUCCAUUCAAGAUUGCAUGGAUCGACGAUCAAGUCAUCUGCAAAUAAAUGAAAAUUUUAAGAGUCAGGACAUCUAAUUGAAAAGAGCCCAAAUCAUCAUUCAUGAUUUGCUUAAGUUCUAUUGCAUCAUUUCGUCACAAGUUUAAGUUAACUAAUGCUGUGAAGUUUCCAGAUAGCGUAUAUUCUCCAAUAUAAUCAACCCUGCAGUACUAAAAGUGUUUAGUAAGUUUCCAGAUAGUUUAAUAAUGAUCCGUUCUAAGAUCCAGAAUUCUUUAUGCUGGAAGCAGUAAGAACCGUCUCAUUUUCCCCCUUUGUUUGAAGUCUCUCAUACUGAACGUAUCACACGUUUAAUAUCAUUAUUAUUCCUCAAUGAAUCAAAUUGAUAAUUAAACAACAAUAAUCGAGUUUAUGUUUAUGGUUUGUUGGACUUGAGAAUAGGGUGAGGGUAAUCAGUUUGAUGCUCUAUUUAAUGAAGUAAAAAAAAAAAAAAAGAACUAGCAAGAGGAUUACUAAAUGGAUUAUUGGAAGCAAAAUGGUAAAGAAUAAAGACACAAAACACAAUGAUACCGUUCACUAUUAAAAAUGUUUGUAUUUACCAAAUGACUUGUCUUGAUGGUUUGCCAUCACAGGGGCUCCUUUCAUCGGUCGUUUCCUAGGAUUCAAAGGACAAGGUAAAGGGUUAAAAAGCAAAUAAAAAUUAAAGAACGUAUCCAUGAGAAUAGAAAUCCUGUAUUAGAGAGAAGACCUGGGUUGAGUAGAAAGCAAGCAAAAGGAAGGGAAAAGAAGAAAGGAGCAGAUGGGAAACAAGCACUUUUGAUGCAAGCUGUGUCUUUUUUGCCAGGAUGAAGUAAGCAUAUAUGCUCACUCACCUCAUCGGCCCUUCUCCUUCUUUCUCAUUAUUUCCAAACAAGACCACAUUUUGGUUAUUGGAUAAUUGUUUUCAUUAUUUGCUUUAUUAGACUUAAAUAGUGAGGGAACAAAACGAGACUUGCUGUAGACAAUUACAUGGCCAUCAUCAAUAUCCCGUGGGGUUGGGGUGUUUUUUCUUGAGGCACACACAUCGACUAACAAGCAAAAGUGAAGAGUAUAUGUGUAGGCAGCCAAAGUGAAGCUACCUGCAGUUGGUAAUGCUAACUGUGAAUUGCGCUUCCACCCCACAGAUAUAAGCCUAUAUCUUGACUGGAAUUUCACGAAGCAAUCCAAGCACAUAUUCUUACUGAUUGCUAGCUUAAGCCAGAUGAGGAGAAGUAGCAGCUCACAUCAACGGCCCAUUGCCUUUCUUCCUCUCUUGCUUGUGUAUUUUGCCUUGGCUUCUUCUUCAUUUAUCCCAGGCUGCAAUGGAAGGAGAUCGCCGGGGUUAGCGGUAGGCAAGGGGAAUAAACUGAGAGCCACCGGCCGUUUCGACAUUGCUUCCCUGAUCCUCCAGAGAGAAACGCUGGGCGAUGGAGCAUCCAACACGCAGCCGUACGUCAGCUCCCCUUUCUCACUGCCGCCGUACGAUUCAUUGUCCCCUCAGAAUGCUCCCCCUUACUGCAACGAACCUCCACAAGGAGGCCUACCUCAGCCUCAGCCUCAGCCACCGCCACCGUCAGGCACCGAUACCGGCAUUCCCACACCUUCCGCUCCCACCUUCCUCCUCCCACCGCCGACCGGCAUCCCCACCCCCGCCUUCCUCCUCCCACCGCCAGCUCCCCCUGGUCCUUCCUCCUACUACUUUCCCCCGGGCCCACUUGUCCCGAUUCUUCCUGGCCCAUCUACUCCAGGAAUAGCCACUCCAGGCCCACCCACUUACACCAUUCCUGGGCCAUAUCCGCCUGAGGCCCAAAUACCCCCUGCCCCUCCUACAUUUGAUGUACCGAGCCCGCCCGUGGCUUUCAUGCCGCCGGUGGUUUUCCCGCCGCCGACUGGUCCGCCGUCUCCAAGGACGGGGCCUCCGGCAGCGCUGUGGUGCAUGGCGAAGCCAUCGGUGCCCGAUCCGAUCAUGCAGGAGGCGAUGAACUACGCAUGCGGGUCCGGUGCUGACUGUGAUUCGAUACAGCCUGGCGGGCCGUGCUCUCAGCCGGACACAGUGUUUGCCCACGCUUCCUACGCUUUCAACAGCUACUGGCAGCGAACCAAGUCAGCUGGCGGUUCUUGCUCUUUCGGCGGCACUGCCAUCCUCGUCACGGUAGAUCCUAGCUACAAAGGUUGCCAAUUUGCAUACAACUGACGCGUGGAUAGCUAAUUAAGGCGGGUGGUGAUUAAUUAGUGCUAGGAUUAGAUGACACAUAUAGAAAAGUGAAUUUUACAUAAAUUAUUAUGAGAAUA
Messenger RNA from Linum trigynum, 2826 nucleotides. Lineage: Eukaryota; Viridiplantae; Streptophyta; Magnoliopsida; Malpighiales; Linaceae. The record is from the annotation of a GenBank genome assembly.